AUGUCCGGCCCAAACCCUCUUCGCCCCUACUACAUCCCCCCGCCACCCGUGGGCUUCGAUACCAGCCCGCUUCCCCCGCCGUCGCUCCCACCGUCUGUCCACAAUGCCUCCUCGUCAUUCAACCUAUUGACAGACCUGCAGGACUACACAGACUAUCUUGAUAGUCCGAGUCCUAACGAGGUCCUGAAGAACUUCUUUACGCAGGCGGCCGCCCAGUAUGGUCUGAAUCUUGUUGCGCAGCCCUUCGAGAAUAGCAAGAUGCUGCUGCAAUGUAGGGUUGUGCCGAGGCGUGAGGGUGGGGUGGUGGGUGCGAAGGGAAAGGGCAGGAAGAAGGAGAGUACAUGGAGAAAGGGACGGGCAUAUGACAGUGCGGAUGAGGACAAUGGGAGUGAUGAUGACGAUGCAGAUUCUACAGACUCCGAGCCUAACUACUUUGCGUCCGAUGAUAUUACGCCGACGCCCAAGAAGCUCCGCCGCUCCCCGUCCCGUGGCCGUAAGAUGACCGACCGCGCUGGAUAUGUUGUUGAGACCACAACCGACCCCGAUACAGCGCACCCAUGGCAGAUUGAACUCCCACACCCCGACAGCAGUAUCAGCGACAUGCUCAAAGCGCUGUGGGCUAAAGAGGGCGCAUGGGGUAUAUGGAAGGGGCAAAACAGCUCUUUCCUGUAUGGGAUUCUCGAGCGCACGAUCGAAUCAUGGGCCGGCAGCUUUUUGAGCGCCGUAUUGAGCCUGCCCGAUCCAGGCCUGACAGAGAUCGCUGAUAGUGCGUAUCCUCUGGCUAGUCUGGGUGUUGCCGUUGCGGCGGCGGCAAUUUCAGCGGUGGUGCUGGCGCCGUUGGAUAUCGUGAGGACGAGAUUGGUGAUAACGCCCUCCACCGAGCAGCCCCGCAAUAUCUUGCCAUGCCUGCGUCUCCUCCCCUCCUACUUCAUCCCUCCGUCCCUUAUCCUCCCAGCUACACUCCACGCAACCAUCCCAUCCUUUAUCUCCCUCGGCACGCCGUACUUUCUGCGCACACGCUUCGGCUGCGACCCGAUCCUGACGCCGACGCUAUUCAGCAUCCUGACGUUCUUCAGCAGCACCGCGGAGCUUGCAGUACGGUUGCCUCUGGAGACAGUAUUGAGGCGGGGACAGGUCGCAGCAGUGAAGCCGCAGAGAACCAUUGUGCCAUUGGGCAGGUAUGCGGGUGUGUUUGGGACGAUGUGGUGCGUGGUGAAGGAAGAAGAGGGCGGAGAGGCAUUGUGGAGAGGGUGGAGGUUGGGCCUCUGGACUAAUGUCGGCGUACUGGGGUUGGGAUUGGUCGGCGUUGGUGUCGCAGGCAGGGAAGAUAGCGAGUUUUAA
Messenger RNA from Morchella importuna, 1341 nucleotides. RefSeq lists its product as uncharacterized. The transcript has 3 exons. The record is from RefSeq and is a predicted model, not a curated record. NCBI's taxonomy places the organism in Eukaryota, Fungi, Ascomycota, Pezizomycetes, Pezizales, Morchellaceae. Bases 1 to 1341 code for a protein of 446 amino acids.